UAUGGUUUGAUGAAAUUCGUGAUUCUUUGAUAAACAGAAGUAACUUCUAUUAAACAUUUAGCCACCAUGUCAACCCGAUGGUAUCCAAUUUACCAACGCGGGAACCCCCAACUGCGGGUGUUUUUGCCUAACUUUUGGCUCAAACUGGUGCGGCCGGAACACAAACAACCUCCCAACGUUGUGCAGUUCGAGUGUUCCAUGGAAAUGACCCGGCACGAUGUGAAGAACUAUUUAGAAAAGAUAUACAAAGUUCCCGUCGUAAGCGUCCGUACGCGCAUUGCUUUGGGCAAUACCAAGCGAGACCUGGUACUGGGAUACAUCACGAAGGAAGAGGAUGCCAAGCUUGCCUAUGUCACUCUGCCAAAUACUAUGAAAUUUGAAUUUCCGGACAUCUUUCCAACUGAAGCAAAGCAGAAAAUAGAGGACGAUAAGAAAUCCCUUGAGGAAGCAAAGAAAAAUCACAAAAAGUUUCUGGAUAAAAACAAAGACCGGCCCGGCACACCUGGUUGGUUUUCCAUUUAAUGUCAAACUAGUUCACACUUACAUGAGUUAAACGAGAAUAUUGUUAGAGUAAACUAAUAAAACUGGCUUUAUUUAUGCUCGUUA
Anopheles moucheti is the source of this 606-nucleotide messenger RNA. It is a transcript of the gene mRpL23, whose product is annotated as probable 39S ribosomal protein L23, mitochondrial. The coding region runs from base 67 to 522 and encodes 151 amino acids. NCBI's taxonomy places the organism in Eukaryota, Metazoa, Arthropoda, Insecta, Diptera, Culicidae. The record is from RefSeq and is a predicted model, not a curated record. Gene Ontology annotation, biological process: mitochondrial translation. Gene Ontology annotation, molecular function: structural constituent of ribosome. Gene Ontology annotation, cellular component: ribosome; mitochondrial large ribosomal subunit. The transcript is spliced from 2 exons.